Messenger RNA from Colletotrichum scovillei, 578 nucleotides. RefSeq lists its product as uncharacterized. The coding region runs from base 309 to 578 and encodes 89 amino acids. Lineage: Eukaryota; Fungi; Ascomycota; Sordariomycetes; Glomerellales; Glomerellaceae. The transcript has 2 exons. The record is from RefSeq and is a predicted model, not a curated record.
CGUCCCAUCAUGGCUCCCUCUGUACGUUUGUUUCUCUCCUGAUGUUGCCUUUUUCGCCCUAACUGCCCUACCUGCAUCUGUCUUGCGUCUGUUCUCACCUGCUUCGCCUCGCUCGCAACCGCCCCUGUGCCCUUUUUCGCACUUGGACGCCGCAAAUCCCGGUCCUCCCCCCCAAGCUACCCACCUAUCCGAUCUUGUUUGCCUUUUGACCCGUUCCUGUCCAAUCCUAUUACUACCUACCUUUCGCCGACCCUCUUUCAUUCACUUGAAUCCUCCAUCUGUGCCGUCCUCUUCAACCAAAGAUCAAAAUGACCGCCGUACUAACAGAAACCCCCCCUCAGACAAACGAUUCGGCUCACGCCGAGAUCACCGACAUCGCUGUUGGCCUCGACCGUAUGGAGAACAAGGCUCUCAGCUCGCAAAGAGUCACUCUGAGCGAGGAGAAGAGCGCAAACCUGAGCAAGCUAGCUCUCGGUGCCAAGUUGGAACGCGCGCUGGACAGGAGAAUGAGCAGCCAGGAUGCCGUCAUGCGUCCGCGCGGCAAGACCUUGAACGAGAAGCCUGCUCAGGCUGCGUAG